AUGACAAAAUAUGGUAUAGUCCGCCAGAGACCAUCACUGACUAUAUACCAUCAGAUGCCUAGCAUUCAAAUGUCACAAAACUUCAAACGAAAACGUCCGGCAUUUUUGCAGAAGUACAACUGGAAGCUCUUGAGCCAGAAAGGUGAUGGUUGCGGCACUGCUGAAGACACACUUGGCGGAUUGAAAGCUCAGAUGAGAAGCUACUAG
Botrytis porri is the source of this 207-nucleotide messenger RNA. RefSeq lists its product as uncharacterized. The transcript has a single exon. The coding region runs from base 1 to 207 and encodes 68 amino acids. Lineage: Eukaryota; Fungi; Ascomycota; Leotiomycetes; Helotiales; Sclerotiniaceae. The record is from RefSeq and is a predicted model, not a curated record.